AUGGAGGAGCGGGCGCAGGAGGAGGUGCCGGCAGCCCAGUGCACAGGAGGCCACCACCCGGUGCGGGAAGGAGAGGUGUUCAACACGCAAUACCAGGCUCUGCAUAAGCUGGGCUGCGGCGCCUUUGCCACUGUUUGGCUGUGCCAGGACAUGAGGAGGAAGAAGCAGGUCGCUGUGAAGGUCCUGAAAAGCAGGGAAGGCUUUGCCGAGGCUGCCCAGGACGAGGUCGCUCUCCUCCGCUGCGUGAGCAGUAUGAAGAAGAAGGACCAGGCAGGAGAAAACAUCGUCUGUUUGUUAGACGACUUCAGAAUGAUUGGCGAGAACGGCUUCCAUGUGUGCUUGGUAUUUGAGGCGCUGGGUCCUUCCCUGCGAUGUCUGAUGGGUAACUGCGCAGCCCAGGGACUGCCUUUGCCUUUUGUGAAAAAAUCUUUACAGCAGGUGCUGGCAGGGCUGCACUUCCUCCACAAGCGCUGCCGUAUCAUCCACGCGGACAUCAAGCCAGAGAACGUCUUGCUGCACGGACAUGGCAAAAGCCUCCAAAGGUUCCUGCCCGAUAUGCUCGACUGCGGCCAGAGAACGGGUCUGAGGCUCAAGGGACCAGGUGAUCUUGGGAACCGACUGGAAGAAUCUGAUUUAAUGGGCAUAGAAGUGAAAAUUGCAGAUCUGGGCAGCGCGUGCUGGACAUACAAGCCUUUUUCCAAGGAGAUACAGACCCAGCCAUACCGUGCCCUGGAAGUGCUGCUUGGACUAGACUACGGCACUCCUGCGGACAUCUGGAGCCUGGGCUGCCUGGCAUUUGAAAUGGCAACUGGGGAGUGUCUGUUUGAUCCUCAACCUGGGAAAUAUUUCUCCAGAGAUGAUGAUCAUGUUGCUCGUAUUAUUGAACUCCUGGGAAGAAUUCCUCCUCAAAUUGCUUUCUCCUGGAACAAGUCAACAAAAUUUUUCAGCAGGCCAG
Molecule: messenger RNA, 955 nt
Organism: Leptosomus discolor (cuckoo roller)
Lineage: Eukaryota; Metazoa; Chordata; Aves; Leptosomiformes; Leptosomidae
Source: RefSeq, a predicted model, not a curated record